CGGAGUUUGGUAAUAAUGUUAAUACGGAGUAUGGGAUUUUGGGAAUUAUAAUAACACUUUAUUAAUCCCUUUUCAUUAUUUUGACUUUUCAAUAAACUUGAUCAUGAAAUUAGCAUCUCGGGUGUUUUCUAUGUUCAACGUGUUAUGCUAUGCGAAGUCUAGCGAAUUACGAACUUCUUCCUAGGGCAUAGCCGCCGCUAGAUUAUUUCUGAUUUCGAUCUUUCUUGAUCGAAAUUCGGUCAGUGUUUCCCUAGCGAGAUCUCUCGAUAAGGGUUUUUACUUCGCCGCCCUGGUGCGACGUUUCUUUCAAUCGACGCAGCUCUGCGCCAGAUUAUCGUGGUCUGGACGUAGCUCGGGAUGGAUGAUUGUGACAGCGAGAAGAUGGUGGAAGAAGCGAGAGAGAUACGUAGGGAUGAUCGGGACAUGGUUAGCAUGGAGAGGCUGAACGCUCCAUUCGAUGACAUGAAUUUGGGUCAUAUGGCGGGUACGCCACUGAAAGGGGGUAUUAAUCGAGCGACGGUCCGACCUCCGCCUGAACCACCACCAUGGGUUGUACGAGGUGCUAGAGUCCGUGAAAGUUUUCCUAGUAAUUUUUAUCUGUUUGUCAUUUAUUUUCUUGUGUUCAUCUUUGUUGUUGGUUUUGACAAUUUGUUUGAGUUUUUAGCCUCUCUUUAUGUCAUUGGGUAUGGUUGGAUCUAUGGGAACAGGUUUGGCUGUGUCAAGCCCACUACAUGGUUAGCGAUUCGUGUUGCUCUUUCGGAGGUGACCGUCUCAAAGUCUCACCAUAGGGUUACAGUCGUAAUUGUUAGAGUUUUAGUUGGUGUCAGUUUUAUUUACCAUUUGCUUGAUGUAACGAUCCUGAAUCUUUUGAUAUGAAUAGAGGCCUAUAUAACUAGAGGCCUGUUUUGAUGAUAAAAA
Messenger RNA from Cuscuta epithymum, 918 nucleotides. The record is from the annotation of a GenBank genome assembly. NCBI's taxonomy places the organism in Eukaryota, Viridiplantae, Streptophyta, Magnoliopsida, Solanales, Convolvulaceae.